Molecule: messenger RNA, 672 nt
Organism: Lineus longissimus
Lineage: Eukaryota; Metazoa; Nemertea; Pilidiophora; Heteronemertea; Lineidae
Product: NPC intracellular cholesterol transporter 2-like
Exons: 4
Coding region: 33-473 (146 amino acids)
Biological process (GO): intracellular cholesterol transport
Molecular function (GO): sterol binding
Source: RefSeq, a predicted model, not a curated record
ACUACUAUAGGGAAUUCUCUGGAGUAAGAACCAUGCAUUCGUUAAUCUUGCUGUGUUUUGCCCUGGUCGCCGCGGUCUACGCUGAUGAUGUUAAAUUUAAGGACUGCGGUUCCAAGGCGGGUACGAUCGUAAGCGUAGACAUCACACCAUGCCCACAAUUUCCGUGCGCCCUCAAACGUGGGACCAACGCCACAACAACAGUAGUCUUCACCUCAAAGACCCAGAGUGAGACGGCUACCGCUAAGGUGUACGGGGUUAUCGCAAACGUACCGGUCCCCUUCCCUGUUCCCAACAGUGACGGAUGCAAGACCGGGGUGACGUGCCCAGUGGAAAAUGGCGUCAAGUACACGUACAAAAAUAGCAUUUUUGUGAGCAAGCUCUACCCAAAGGUGCAAGUGGUCGUGGAGUGGUCCCUCGUCGACGACAAGGGUGAAAAUAUAUUCUGCUUUGCGGUUCCAGCUCAAGUUAGUUAGUCAAUUAUGCGUUUUUAGUUGUAUAUCACCAUGACUUUAUUCAUGAUUUCACUCUGGUCAAGAACAGGAAUCGAUUUUUGCAUUGGUGUUAUGAAAGGACGACUGUCUCCAGGCAGUGCUACGGGUCAUCUGUGGUAAAUCUAUGAAUGGUGCAGGCCAUAUGAAUCGUCCGAUUUCUCUUUUUGUCUCCAUAUGCUCA